UUAUCCCUUCCAUUUGCCACGAAAUCAUCGUUCCCGUACCGCCACAUAACCGCCCCACCGCCGAGCCACACUACUCUAACUCACAGUUUCCCUUGCUACCGUCGUUCGGAGUCCAGAUUUUACCAUGGAGGUUGAGAAAGGCACAAACCUGUCGGACAUCGAGAACGACCUCGACGAGGAACCCGGCGAGGUGAUCGAAUCGGCACCGCCUCUCGAAGUCGGCGAAGAGAGAGAGCUCGGUAGCUCCGGCAUCAAGAAGAAGCUCCUCAAGCGCGGCCAUGGCUACGAAGCCCCUGAGUUCGGCGACGAAGCCACUGUGCACUAUGUUGGGACUUUGCUUGAUGGGACGAAGAUCGAGUCCACUAGAGAUGGAGACGAUCCUCUCACUAUUAAGCUCGGUGAGGGCCGAGUGGUGAAGGGUUUGGAUUAUGCAGUCGUGACUAUGAAAAAGGGAGAGAUUGCAUUAUUCACAUUACCUGCUGAGUUGGGCUAUGACAAUGCUGCUGUUCGAUAUGAAGUUGAGCUCGUUUCAUGGAUUAGGGUGGUGGAUUUGAGCAGAGAUGGUGGGAUUGUUAAGAAGAUUGUGGAGAAAGGAGAGAGGAACGAGCUGCCUGGUGAUCUGGAUGAAGUUAUUGUCAAGUAUCGUGCGGCGUUGGCUGAUGGCACUGUUGUUGCAGAAACGCCAGAAGAAGGAAUUGAAUUCUAUGUGAAAGAUGGUCAUUUUUGUCCAGCAUUGCCAAAAGCGAUCAAGACAAUGAAAAGGGGAGAGAAGGCCAAAUUAAUUGUUCAGCCUCGGUAUGCCUUUCGAGAGGAGGGGAGGGAUGCGAACGAGGGGUUUAAUUCUAUCCCUCCAAGUUCUGUGCUCAAUAUUGACACAGAGUUGGUGUCUUUCAAGCCUGUUAUUGACGUUACAGGUGAUGCCAAGGUACUAAAGAAGAUCUUGAAAGAAGGGGAAGGCGCAUGGACUGCUAAUGAAGGUGCAAGUGUUACUGUUAGCUAUAUAGCUAGGCUUGAAGACGGCACUGUCUUUGACAAAAAGGGAGUAGAUGGAGAGCAGCCUUUGGAGUUUAUCAUAGAUGAAGAACAAGUGAUUGCUGGUUUAGACCGAGCAGUUGCAACAAUGAAAAAGGGAGAGCUGGCAAUACUGACUAUACAUCCUGAUUUUGGAUUUGGAAGCGUUGAAGUAAGGCGGGACCUGGCUGUUGUACCACCAUGUUCGAAUGUCUUCUUUGAAGUUGAAAUGUUAGAUUUUAUCAGGGAAAAAGCACCAUGGGAAAUGAGUAAUCAAGAGAGACUUGAGGCAGCAGGAAAGAAGAAAGAGGAAGGCAACCUUCUCUUUAAAAAGGGAAAGCUUCAACAAGCAGGGAAAAAAUAUGAUAAGGCUGCUGAUUAUGUUAGUGAAGAUGGAAACUUUGGGGAUGAUGAGUCGAAGCUAGCUAGAACACUGCGAAUGUUAUGUUGGUUGAACGGUGCAGCAUGUAGCCUAAAACUAAAUGACUUUCAGGAAGCGAUCAAGCUAUGUUCAAAGGUACUAGAUAUCGAGUUCCACAAUGUAAAAGCCUUGUACAGACGGGCACAAGCGUAUAUGGAAAUUGCAGAUUUGGUCUUGGCUGAAUUAGACAUCAAGAAAGCUCUUGAGGUUGAUCCUCAUAACAGGGAGGUCAAGCUGAUUGAGAAGAACUUGAAACGACUUCAAGUUGAAAGCGACAAGAGGGAUGCUAAGCUCUACACAAACAUCUUUGGACGAGCUACAAAGAAAUUGAAAGUCGAGGACGAGAAAAGAUGAGGCUGUGGCGCUGUAAAUGGUUGCUGAUACACCGGUUUCUUCCUCGCCUGAAAAUGAAGUGGUUGAUUCUUGUAAAAAUGUCUGAUCAUGAUUCAUGAUUCAUGAUUUGUGUAUGCGUAGAGUAGUGAGAGAGACAGUCGAUGAAGGUACGGGUUAUAUAAACUACAUCAAUGUAUAACUACUAUGAUACACGGGAGAACCGGAUUUGAACUUAGAUACAACGAACUCGCUUAAACCCCAAUUUGGUCCGUUCUUCAAUUUGAAGUAUUUUUGUCAAAA
Molecule: messenger RNA, 2065 nt
Organism: Malus domestica (apple)
Lineage: Eukaryota; Viridiplantae; Streptophyta; Magnoliopsida; Rosales; Rosaceae
Product: 70 kDa peptidyl-prolyl isomerase
Molecular function (GO): peptidyl-prolyl cis-trans isomerase activity; protein binding
Source: RefSeq, a predicted model, not a curated record